Drosophila novamexicana is the source of this 2830-nucleotide messenger RNA. RefSeq names its product endoplasmin homolog (gene Gp93). Gene Ontology annotation, molecular function: ATP binding; ATP-dependent protein folding chaperone; ATP hydrolysis activity. The transcript has 5 exons. The coding region runs from base 144 to 2519 and encodes 791 amino acids. The record is from RefSeq and is a predicted model, not a curated record. Lineage: Eukaryota; Metazoa; Arthropoda; Insecta; Diptera; Drosophilidae. Gene Ontology annotation, biological process: protein folding.
CGAAAAGCGUUCGGUCGGUCAACUUCUGUCGUGGGGAGUUACAACGAAUCUUGGUGGGCAUCCGAAGUUGUUGCACUGACGUGGCCAGAAGGCACAUUAAUCCAAUUUCAGUGCAAGUUAAUUAAGUUGUAAAUAAAUCAAAGAUGAAGCAGUUUUUGCUGCUGGGCCUUUUGCUUUUAGCAGGCAUCAAUCAAAUUGUUGCUGAUGAUGCAGACAGCACUGAGACGAUUGACCUGGACUUGGGCGCUUUUAAAGAAGGUUCCAGAACAGAUGCCGAAACGCUCAAGCGCGAGGAAGAAGCUAUUCAAUUGGACGGCCUAAAUGUGGCACAACUGAAAGAAAUACGCGAAAAGGCUGAGAAGUUCACAUUCCAAACGGAGGUCAACCGCAUGAUGAAGCUGAUUAUUAAUUCGCUUUAUCGAAACAAGGAGAUCUUCCUGCGUGAGCUCAUCUCGAACGCUUCCGAUGCCAUUGACAAGAUUCGUCUACUGGCGCUGACCGAUCGCAAGGAGCUGGAGUCCAAUCCGGAACUGCAUAUACGCAUUAAGGCCGACAAGGAGAACAAAGUGUUGCACAUUUUGGACUCUGGCAUUGGCAUGACUCAUCAGGAUCUCAUUAAUAACUUGGGCACGAUUGCGAAGUCUGGCACUGCCGAUUUCUUGGCCAAAAUGCAGGAUCCCAGCAAGUCGGAGGGUCAGGAUUUGAAUGAUAUGAUUGGACAGUUCGGUGUGGGUUUCUAUUCGGCUUUCCUUGUCGCUGAUCGUGUUGUGGUCACCACCAAGCACAACGAUGAUAAGCAGUACAUCUGGGAGUCGGAUGCUAAUAGCUUCAGUAUUACGGAAGAUCCACGUGGCGAUACCCUCAAACGUGGCUCAAUCAUCUCGCUGUAUCUCAAGGACGAGGCUCAGGACUUUUUGGAGGAGGACACCGUCCGCGAACUGAUUCGCAAAUACUCGCAGUUCAUUAACUUCCCCAUCAUGAUGUGGUCUAGCAAAACUGUCGAUGAGGAGGUGCCCGUCGAGGAUGAAGCACCCGCAGCCGAAAAGUCCGAAGAUGAUAUCGAGGAAGCCGAUGAGGAUGUUAAGGUUGAGGAGGAUAAUGACCAGGAUAAGCCCAAGACCAAGAAGGUUUCAAAGACCGUCUGGGACUGGCUGCUGAUCAACGAUAGCAAGCCCAUCUGGACACGCAAACCAGCUGAAGUCACUGAGGAGGAGUACAAUGCAUUCUAUAAGAGUCUGACCAAGGAUUCGAGCGAGCCUCUAACUCAAACCCAUUUUGUUGCCGAAGGCGAAGUCACCUUCAAGAGUUUGCUAUACAUUCCAAAAGUUCAGCCAUCUGAAUCCUUCAAUCGCUAUGGCACCAAAUCGGACAACAUUAAGUUGUACGUGCGCCGUGUGUUCAUUACGGAUGAGUUCAACGAUAUGAUGCCCAACUAUUUGAGCUUCAUUCGCGGUGUGGUCGAUUCUGAUGAUCUGCCUUUGAAUGUCUCUCGUGAAACGUUGCAGCAGCACAAGCUGAUUAAGGUUAUCAAGAAGAAGCUGGUACGCAAGGUACUGGACAUGAUUAAGAAGAUCGACAAGGCCGCAUACGAGAAGUUCUGGAAGGAGUUCUCCACCAACAUCAAAUUGGGCGUCAUGGAGGAUCCCAGCAAUCGUUCGCGUCUGGCCAAGCUGCUGCGGUUCCAGAGCUCUAAUGGCAAGGGCGUUACCUCGUUGGCCGAGUACGUCGAACGCAUGAAGUCCAAGCAGGACCAUAUCUAUUAUAUUGCCGGCGCUAACCGUGGUGAGGUCGAGAAGUCGCCAUUUGUUGAGCGUUUGCUGAGCAAGGGCUAUGAGGUGCUCUACCUGGUUGAGGCUGUGGAUGAGUACUGUAUCUCGGCGCUGCCAGAAUUCGAUGGAAAGAAAUUCCAGAAUGUUGCCAAGGAGGGAUUCAAGCUGAACGAGUCCGAGAAGAGCAAAGAAAAGUUUGAGGUUUUGAAGAGCACAUUCGAGCCUUUGGUUAAAUGGCUGAAUGAUGUGGCCCUCAAGGAUCUGAUCUCCAAGGCUCAGGUCUCGGAGCGUCUCAGCAACUCGCCUUGCGCUCUGGUCGCCAGCGUGUUUGGCUGGACCGGCAACAUGGAGCGUUUGGCCAUGUCGAAUGCCCAUCAAAAGGCCGAUGACCCGCAGCGUAGCUACUAUCUUAACCAGAAGAAAACGCUAGAGAUAAACCCCAGACAUCCGCUGAUGCGCGAGCUGUUGCGUCGCGUUGAAGCUGAUGAGGCCGACGAAACGGCCAAGGAAAUGGCGCUCAUGAUGUACCGUACUUCCACACUACGCUCCGGCUACAUGUUGCAGGAGACAGCAAGCUUUGCCGACAGCAUUGAGCGUAUGAUGCGUCAGACACUGGGCGUGCCACAGGACGAGCAAAUUGAGUUCGAUGAGGAUGAUGACGAUGACAGUGAUGAGGCAAAGGCCAGCAGCAACGAGGCGAACACAAAUGCCGAAGAAGACGAUGAGGAGCAACAGCAUGAUGAGCUCUAAGCUGCAGGCAGACAUCACACAUACCCAUUCUAUACCAUCCCACAUCCAUAUAUGAAUUGUGUAAAUAUACGAUUGUGGCAGACAGACUGAGUACAUACCCUACGCAUGUGCGCAGGUGAUACACUACCGUUGCAUCAACAGUACAUCUACCUAGGCACGUGUUUAGUUUUAAGUAAGAAAAUUUCAUAGCACAUCGCCGUAAAGCUCUCUGCGUCAAAGUCGUUUUCGUUCUCGUUGUACGGCUCAAAAAAGCUACAUUUUGAUUUAAUAUAUUUAAACAAAUGAGAUAUAUAAAUGAAUUGAAUGCGUAA